AUGAAGUGCCUGCGUGCAGCUUUGCAUGUGGCCUGGCUCCCGCAGUUGCGUCCUGCAACCACACAAAUCCUGGCGCGCCUCAAGUACACACAACACCAAGGAGUCAAGGGCAUACGCAGCCGCAAGAGCUUCUACGAGGCUCAAAUGCAGGCGGGCCAGCAGGAGGACAGCGAGGAGAGAUCGAUGGCUAUGAGCAGCGGUGAUAUGCGUUUCCUGGAUGAUCGCGCCUACGAUGAGGUCGCUGGUGGAGCAAUGCGCAUCAGUAGAGAUGUCGCCACAGCGCAGCACGUGUUCAUCCUGCAGCCGUAUGUCAAAUGGUCGGCGAAGCGCACAACGCCCAACGAUGUGCGCCCCGAUGAUCAGUUGAUCGAGGCGACGGCGCUGAUUCACUCCCUGCCCAACUGGCAGGUGGCUCGAGCACUGAAGGUGCCACUGGAAAGCCUGGAGCGCAAAACGCUCUUUGGCAGCGGCAAACUGACGGAACUGAAGCAGCUAAUUGCCCAGCUGCGCGAGGAGCGACACAUUAGCUGCGUAUUUGUGAGCAAAGGCACGCUCUCCUUCGCCCAGAAACAAUUCCUGGAGUCGGAAUUCCAGUUGCCGGUGCUGGAUCGCUACUCGGUGGUCAUACAAAUCUUGCGGCUACAUGCGACGACCGCUGAGGCUCGUCUCCAGGUGGCAAUGGCGGAGCUCCCCUACAUUUGGGCGCAGGCAAAGGAUGCGAGUGCAACGCAAACACGGCGUCAGGGCUACUCCCUGAGUGAUCUGCAAAAGGAAAUACUGCGCACAAGGGAGCGCAAAUUGCGUGCCGAACUGGAUGCUGUGCGUCGCCAGCGACAGCUGUUGCGCCAGAAGCGCAAGCAACAGAACUACCCAAUUGCGGCUGUCGUUGGCUAUACAAAUGCCGGGAAGACAUCGCUGAUAAAGGCGCUCACAGUGGAAGAUUCGCUGCAGCCGCGCAAUCAGUUGUUUGCCACACUCGAUGUGACAGCGCAUGCGGGCAGUUUACCCUGUAAUCUGCAGCUUAUCUAUAUGGAUACGGUGGGUUUUAUGUCCGAUUUACCGACGGGCUUGUUCGAGUGCUUUGUGGCCACCUUGGAGGAUGCCAUGCUGGCGGACAUUAUCAUACAUGUACAGGAUCUGUCGCAUCCCUGUCAUGCCGCUCAGCGUGCCCAUGUCGAGUCCACGCUUCGCUCCUUGGCGUUCAGUGUGGCUGGUGGCGAUUCCAGCGCCAGCCAACUGCCGCCCAUCAUUAACGUUUACAACAAAUGCGAUUUGGUAACACCCCAAGCCCAGACAGCUGCUGGCGGUCAUCUGAUCUCGGCACGCGCUCAGAGUGGCUUGGAGCCGCUGCUAAUGGACAUUGAGGAACAGAUUCUGAACGUCACCGGACGCCGAAAGCUGCAGGUGCGCGUGCCCAGCGGUGGACCAGAGAUGGCCUGGCUAUAUAAGAAUGCCGCCGUUGUGAAUACCAAAGCGGAUGAACAGAAUUCCGAGAAAAUCCUGAUGCGUGUGGUCAUCAGUCAGCGUACCUUGGAUCAGUUUAAACGCCAGUUUUGCUAGUUAUAUUUAUAAAUAAAUAAAUAAUCAUUUUAGUUUUUUUUUUUUAUUUUGUUAAUCUUUCUCAAUGGCGCAACUGGCACCAGUUAAAUAAAUUUAAUUUCUGCUGUUGUUGUAGUGUAUAAAUUUGUGUAUUGGUGUCGGAUUCCCAUAGUAUACAUAUAUGUAUAUAUAUAAAAUUAGCUACAAAACACUUUUACCUCAAAUAUGAUUUUCAAGUUGUAUUAAAUAAUAAUAAAAUA
This is a messenger RNA of Drosophila grimshawi, 1799 nucleotides long. Its product is annotated as putative GTP-binding protein 6. The transcript is spliced from 3 exons. Gene Ontology annotation, molecular function: ribosome binding; GTP binding. Gene Ontology annotation, cellular component: cytoplasm. Bases 1 to 1560 code for a protein of 519 amino acids. NCBI's taxonomy places the organism in Eukaryota, Metazoa, Arthropoda, Insecta, Diptera, Drosophilidae. The record is from RefSeq and is a predicted model, not a curated record.